Saccharomyces kudriavzevii IFO 1802 is the source of this 1008-nucleotide messenger RNA. It is a transcript of the gene ATS1, whose product is annotated as Ats1p. Bases 1 to 1008 code for a protein of 335 amino acids. The transcript has a single exon. Lineage: Eukaryota; Fungi; Ascomycota; Saccharomycetes; Saccharomycetales; Saccharomycetaceae. The record is from RefSeq and is a predicted model, not a curated record. Gene Ontology annotation, cellular component: cytoplasm. Gene Ontology annotation, molecular function: guanyl-nucleotide exchange factor activity.
AUGAGCUGUGUGUAUGCAUUUGGGUCCAAUGGGCGGGGCCAACUGGGGCUGACACACGAAAAGGAUACGGACACGCCGCAGUUAUCUUUACCAGGAGGUGAUGGAACGGUGAAGAAGAUAGCGUGCGGUGGGAACCACAGCGUGAUACUGAUGAACAACGGAACUCUGGUGGGAUGUGGAGAUAACAGGCGAGGAGAACUGUAUGGUGGGCGAACAGUGCAGCAGGUGCGCGGCUGGACACCGAUCGAAGUGCCUGCGUCUGUGGUGGAUGUAGCAUGCGGCUGGGACACGACGGUCAUUGUGGAUGCUGAUGGUCAUGUAUGGCAGCAAGGAGGCGGUUGUUACGGGUUCGAGCAGCGGCAGUUGCCGCUGCUUCCGAACAAUGAGCGCAUUGCAGUCUACGGAUGCUUCGAGAACUUCGUGGUGGUGCAUGGUCCCCGGGUAUACGGCUGGGGGAGCAACACCAAGUGCCAGUUGCAAAGACCAAAGUGUCGCUCGAUAGCUGAGCCCACAUUGGUGUGCGAUAUAGGGCCUAUGGCCGUGGACUAUGUGGCGAUGGGCAAGGACUUCAUGGCUGUUGUCGACAAGAGUGGCCGCAUAGCGCAUGCAUCUGGUCGUCUGCCGGCUGGGUUUCACCUCGAGCAACAAGACGCACCGCAUGGCCUUGUGGCAAAAUGCAUGUGGACCUCAAUCCACGUCUGGGACAGAGACCACAAUGCCGUAAAGUCGUUUGGCAGGGGCACACACUCCCAACUGUUCCCACAAGAGAGCCUGGACGUCCGCAUCGCCGACUUUGCAACCGGCAGCGAACACGGCAUACUUAUCACGGCUAGCCAAGAAGAAAAGCCCCAUUACUACCUGAUAUACUGCUGGGGGUGGGGGGAGCAUGGCAACUGUGGCCCGCAAAAGGGCUCCCAGCCUGGGCUACAGCUCGUGGGCAGAUAUUCCAGCAAGCCCCGCGUGUUUGGCGGGUGUGCCACCACCUGGAUCGUGCUCCAACACCCAUAA